Rhizophagus irregularis DAOM 181602=DAOM 197198 is the source of this 1912-nucleotide messenger RNA. RefSeq lists its product as uncharacterized. Gene Ontology annotation, cellular component: cytoplasm. NCBI's taxonomy places the organism in Eukaryota, Fungi, Glomeromycota, Glomeromycetes, Glomerales, Glomeraceae. The record is from RefSeq and is a predicted model, not a curated record. Gene Ontology annotation, biological process: fatty acid beta-oxidation using acyl-CoA dehydrogenase. Gene Ontology annotation, molecular function: heme binding; acyl-CoA dehydrogenase activity; flavin adenine dinucleotide binding.
AUCAAUGGAAUAUUUAAUAAAUCCGAAAUGAACCUUUUCUUGGUGACAAUUAUCAAUUAGUAUAACAAAAAUGAAUUCUCAACAAGAAAAAUUAUAAAUAAAUAUUGGAGAAUUUAAUACAAAUAUGUAUUGCUUUUAACUUUUACUCAAGUUGCUUAAAAUUUUAUGUCAAAACUAUCAAAAAGGAAUUCUCGAACUUAUUGAUCUCCCACACACAAUAAUAAUCUGAUUCAGACCAACCAAUCAUCUUUCUAGAGAUCAUCAAUUUUUCGGAACUUUUUUAAACAACUACCAUGUCUAAACGUAUAACUGCCGACGAAGUUGGGCAACAUAAUACUGAAAAUUCCAUCUGGAUUAUUGUUCACGACAAAGUAUUUGAUGUAACAAACUUUUUAAAUGAACACCCCGGUGGAAAAAAUGUUUUAUUAAAGGUUGCUGGUACAGAUGCAACUAAACAAUUUGAUAAUUUUCAUAAUUUGGGUAUUUUGGAAAAAUAUGCUCAAUUACAAAUUGGUGAAGUUGGCUCUUCUCAAGAGGAAGUUUCAAAUGAAGCUGCUUCAGGUGAAGGUCCAUUUGGUGACCUUGUACCUUUUGGUGAUCCUUAUUGGUAUCAAGACUUCUACUCUCCAUAUUAUAAUGAUUCUCAUCGUCGUGUAAGAGCUGCUGUACGUAAAUUUGUUGAGACAGAAAUUAUGCCUUAUACUUUUGAAUGGGAUGAAGCUAAAAAGAUUCCAAAAGAACUUUUUAUAAAAACUGGUAAAGCCGGUAUCUUAGCGGGUAUUUGUGGUACUCCAUGGCCUGAAAAAUAUACUGAUGUUAAACCUAUUGCCGGAGUAAGUAUCGAAGAAUAUGAUAAUUUUCACGAAUUUAUCAUAUGUGAUGAAUUAAGUCGUUGCGGAGCUGGUGGGACAUUGUGGGGUUUAUUUGGUGGUUUGACCAUUGGGCUUCCACCAAUUCUUAAAUUUGGUUCAGAGGAAUUAAAGAGAAGAGUUGCUCCAGGAUGUCUUAAUGGAACCAAAAAUAUUUGUCUUGCUAUCACAGAACCAUAUGCUGGGUCUGAUGUUGCAAAUCUUAAAACAGAAGCCAAACUUUCUGAUGAUGGACAAUAUUAUAUUGUUAAUGGUGAAAAGAAAUGGAUUACUAAUGGUGUUUUUUCCGACUAUUUUACUGUCGCCGUUCGUACUGGAGGUCCUGGUAUGGGUGGUGUUUCCCUUUUACUGAUUGAGAGAGAUAUGCCUGGUGUAAAGACCCGUCAAAUGUUAUGUUCUGGUGUAUGGGCUUCAGGUACUUCUUACAUCACAUUUGAAGAUGUAAAAGUGCCAAAGUCUAAUCUUAUCGGUAAAGAGAAUGGAGGUUUCAAGUGUAUUAUGCAUAAUUUCAAUCAUGAACGUAUGGGUAUUGCAGUUCAAGCGAACCGUCUCGCUCGUGUUUGUUAUGAGGAAGCCAUGAAAUAUGCUAAUAAACGUAAGACAUUUGGUAAAAAACUUGUUGAACACGAUGUUAUUCGUAACAAACUUGCCCAUAUGGCACGUCAAAUUGAGGCAACACAUGCAUGGAUGGAGUCAUUAAUUUAUCAAACAUGCCGUAUGUCUGAAACUGAAGCUAUGGCAAGACUUGGUGGACCAAUUGCUUUAUUAAAAGCACAAACAACGCAAACCUUAGAAUAUUGUGCUCGUGAAGCUGCUCAAAUCUUUGGUGGUUUGGCUUAUACACGUGGAGGUCAAGGUGAAAAGGUUGAACGUUUAUAUCGUGAAGUACGCGCUUAUGCUAUUCCUGGUGGUUCAGAAGAGAUUAUGCUUGAUCUUGGUAUUAGACAAUCUCUUAAAGUUGCAAAAUCCCAUGGUGCCAAACUUUAGAUUAUUAAAUUAAUGUUUUUGAAUUAAUAACGAAUAAUCAAUCAUAUUUAAUUGUU